CUUCCUCCCAUGAUCUCAGCGCGUUGUGUCGCGCGACAGACACGUCUACAAUCUACAUCAGCGCCGUUUAAAUCCCCAAUUACUAUUCUGGAGGCAGCCCCACCACCGUUCCUUCCCGCAAAACUCUACAAGCGUCUCGGCCCAAAGUCGUCUAAGCUCCUUGCGGGGUAUGCCCAUGCUAAGGACACCCACACGAUAUUCUUCUACCACAACCCCGAUGUGCCGCACUCUGUGGCCCAACUGGACGUAUUGAAGCAGGCCCAUGCCCAAAAAGAAGUCACGCGUGUCCCCCAUGCCCCGCUGCGCUUCCGACUAGCAAUUCACCACGGUGCACUCUCCCAGCCGAUGAUCUCUGCACUGCUCGAAGCGAGCAAACAGCCCUGGCUCGACUUUGUCGUUCCCCGGCUGCGCAAUCGGCCUGAUGUGACCCAGGCAGCGUUUAGUGGGGACUAUGCGAAGCUGAGCGCGAUAUUGGCGGAGGACUGGCAGAAUACCGUCAUGUUCCCCAUUUCCGUUGUCUAUACCCGGCGUGACUCGGCUCGUGGCUUCCAUUCAGACCCAGAGACGACGGGUAACGCUGCGAAGCCGGUCAAGACUGGCAAAAAGCGGUUCUGGCCGGUGCCAGACAAGGAAGGGCGAAUUUUUGCGCCAUCACCUCCGCCAAUAUAUGUUGGCCCAACAGCGGGAACGAGGACGGUAAUAUGGUUGCAGUAUGAGCGGAGGAAGAUCAUCGGACGGGGUCAGCUUGGACAACUCAAAGGCGCAGAGAGGUUGUACUUGAAAGACUAG
Mycena indigotica is the source of this 789-nucleotide messenger RNA. RefSeq lists its product as uncharacterized. The transcript has 2 exons. NCBI's taxonomy places the organism in Eukaryota, Fungi, Basidiomycota, Agaricomycetes, Agaricales, Mycenaceae. The record is from RefSeq and is a predicted model, not a curated record. The coding region runs from base 10 to 789 and encodes 259 amino acids.